Anoplopoma fimbria (sablefish) is the source of this 7036-nucleotide messenger RNA. RefSeq names its product lymphocyte antigen 75 (gene ly75). NCBI's taxonomy places the organism in Eukaryota, Metazoa, Chordata, Actinopteri, Perciformes, Anoplopomatidae. The record is from RefSeq and is a predicted model, not a curated record. The transcript is spliced from 35 exons. Bases 280 to 5502 code for a protein of 1740 amino acids. Gene Ontology annotation, molecular function: signaling receptor activity. Gene Ontology annotation, cellular component: signaling receptor complex; plasma membrane.
ACCCUAAACCGGAAGCCUCCUCUCAGGUUGAGGCUUGUGCGAGCUUCACGCUGUCGUCGGCGCGGGACUCUCGAUCACACAGCUGACAGUCGGGGGAGCUGGGCUCGUGUUGGGUUGUCCAAUCACUUUCGGUUCGGAGCUCAGUUAUUGAUCGACCUCUACACACACACACACACACACACACACACAUAUAUAUAUAUAUAUAUAUAGUUAUACAGCGCAGCACUCCGGGAGGACUUGUGUUAUUUAUGAAUCCAAGGAAAGGACUCUGCCGUCAGCAUGCCGGACAUAUCCAGAGCGACACUUUGCCUUUGUUUGUUGACUGUGCUGGGGACAACGGUGUUCUUGGGAACUUGCUCACCAGCCAGCGUUGAAGCUUUCGACGAGGAUGCUUUCAGCAUCCAACACUCGAGCACAGGGAUGUGUCUGGGGACAGCAGCCUCGACAAACCUGAGUCUCACCCCCUGCGACCAGAAGGGCAUGUCCCAGCUGUGGAAGUGGGGCUCGGGUCACCGGCUCUUCCAUGUGGACACGUCCCUCUGCUUGGCAUUGGACGUCCCCUCCAAGACUUUGUCCCUGGUCGACUGUGGCUCCAACAUCCUGCUGUGGUGGCGUUGCCUGGAUGGGGCCGUGUUCACUGUUUAUGAAAUGGCCCUGGUGGUCAGCGAUGGCAAAGUUGCCACCAAACGGGACGCUAAUGACAGUUGGGUAAGAGGAGGAUCCCAGGACUACAUCUGCCAGAAGCUGUACCAUGUUGUCCACACCAACGGGGGGGACUCUGCCGGCUCUCCCUGUGAGUUCCCCUUCAAACACAACGGCAGCUGGCAUCAUGGGUGCCUCCCAGACAAGGACUUCCCUGGACUGUCCUGGUGUGCCACCACAUCCGACCACGACAAAGACAGAAAUAAGGGAUACUGUCUAACACCAGAGGAGGGUUGCAAGACUCUGUUUGCCGGGCCGGAAGGGGAUUCCUGCUAUGAGUUUGUUUCCAGUGCCGCAGUGACCUGGCAGCAAGCUCUGGAUUCAUGUCGCAGUCAGGGAGCUGACCUGCUGAGUGUGUCUGAGCCCAACGAUCUCCACUCCAAAACCUUUUUGGACGGCCUUGACACAAUGCCUGAGAGGAUGUGGAUCGGCCUUCACCAGUUAGACACUUCUCAUGGCUGGCAGUGGUCAGAUGGUUCCCCUCUAUCAACCCUGCGCUGGGAAACAGGAAUGCCAUCCACUUCAUUUAGUUCUGAGUCGGACUGUGGAGUCCUGAACUCCAAACAGAGCUAUGAAUCUGAGGGGUGCAACAAACGGCUGCCAUACAUCUGCAAGAAGAGCGUCAAUGCCUCUCGGGAGGCGCCAACAGAAUCUUUUGUAUAUAACAAAACGGUGUGCGCAGAAGGUUGGGUCCCAUGGAAUGGCUGGUGCUACAAGUUAGUGAAGGACACGCCUCAAAACUUUACAGAUGCCCAGAUGCACUGUAACCACACAGAGGGAGGAGGCUCUCUGGCCAGCCUCCACUCCGUUGACAGCCAAGAGAUGAUCAGCACUAAUUUCCAUGCAGACGGGAAGCUGUUGGAUGUCUGGAUCGGUCUGAUGGGUGUCGGCAUGAACCACACUGUCUUCAAAUGGAUCGACAAGGCACCGGUCACCUUCACCUACUGGGACCAAAACCAGCCAGUCCAGCCCGCUUUAGAUAUCUCCUGUGUCUUCUACGCUGGAGAGCAUCAUGGCUGGCGGGUUGGCGACUGCACACUGAGGCUACCUUUCAUGUGUCAGAAGAAAGGAGAGGUCCAGGCAUCGACGGGACAGGCCGGAUGCCCCUUUGAGGAUGGUUGGAGGAGACACGGCAACUCCUGUUAUCAAGUCAACCCCAAUCAAGUGUUCUUCCAAGAUCGCUGCAACAUCACUAUCAGAAACAGGUUUGAGCAGGCCUUCAUCAGCCGUCUCCUCAGAAAGCACAUCAGCGCGGAACCUCAGUAUUUUUGGUUAGGGCUGCAGGACAUUAACAACAUGGGGGAGUACCAGUGGCUGAGCCAGGAUGGGACCCCGAGUGUGGUUACAUACACCAACUGGGGUUGGAGCCAACCAGGUCGGGAUGGAAGCUGUGCAGUGAUUUCUACCGCAAAACCCCUGGGCAAGUGGGAGACGAAGAACUGUACUAUGUUUAAGGCCGGUACCAUUUGUAGAACAGACCUCAGUCCACCUCCAGCCCCAGAACCAGAGCCGAACCCCAACGCAACCUGUCCCGAUGGAUGGGUGUCCGCACUAGAUGUAAAAUACUGCUACAAGGUGUUUCAUGAGGAAAGGCUGAGCAGGAAGCGCUCCUGGGAAGAAGCUGAGAGGUUCUGUCAGGCUCUGGGAGCCAAUCUGCCCAGCUUCACAAGCAAUGUUGAGAUGAGGGCCCUGCACGGUAUCCUAAGGGGCACCAUCAGUGAUAAUCGGUACUUCUGGGUCGGCCUGAACAGAAGAAACCCAGCUGAUCGCUCCUGGCAGUGGACCAACGGCCAGCCUGUUUCUAUGGAUGUUUUACACCAAGAUUUCCAUGAGGAUGAUGCAUACAGUCGGGACUGCACUGCGUUCAAGACAUCGAGGAGCACCUUGAAACACCUGUUUGUGUUUCUGAUGCAAGACUUGCCUCCCACCCCGUUCUACGCCACACCGUUUCACUGUGAUGCCAGGCUAGAGUGGGUCUGCCAAAUACCCCGCGGAAAGACGCCAAAGAACCCAGACUGGUACAAUCCCGGUGGACACCAUGAGAGUUCUAUCUUCAUAGAUGGAGCAGAGUUUUGGUUUGUUAACGAGCCUAAGCUAACGUUUGAGGAGGCAAGGCUCUUUUGCAGUUUGAAUGGCAGCAAACUGGCUGCACCAUUCAGCUCGACUGCUGCCGGACAGAUCCACCAGCACCUAAAAGAAUUGUCAAGUUCUCCAACGCAGAACUGGUGGCUCGACAUGAGAGAGCCUGGACGGAUUUUCCCCAUGACGUACACCCAGAUGUACUAUUACCAUUCAGUUUUCCUGGGCAGAUGCACAUCCAUCAGUCCUGAAAACUUCUUUCCAGAGCAUAAGCGCAGUUGCCAUCAGCAGUUGUCCUUUGUGUGUGAGAGACACAACACCACGUCAGUGGAGAUAAACCCUCUGGAGCCUCAGCCUGGAGGACUGCCCUGUGGAAAUGGCACUGCGUCCUUCAGAAAUAAGUGUUACACACUGAUGACGAGCAUGAAGCCCGUGUCAUUCAAGUAUGCUAAUGAGGAAUGCCAGUCAGUGAGAGGAACCCUGCCCACUAUAUCGGAUCAGGCAGAGCAAGACUUCAUCACCACCCUUUUGCCAAAGAUGAGAAACAUGGACAGUAUAUGGAUUGGUCUGAAAAUCAUGCAUGGCGACCCCGAAUGGGUGGACCAGUCCCCGGUUAACUACGUCAAUAUUAACCCCCUGAUUCUGGGCAUGCACAAAGAUAUAAAAGUCAACACAUGGGAUACGGAGAGUAUGGAUUUGUGUGUGUUUUUGAUCAAUAACCCACAUUCUGCCAUGCUGGGUACCUGGGACUAUUCUUCCUGCACACAAUAUCAAAAUGUGGCCUUCUGCCAGCACUAUGCAGAUAAACUAGAGGAGCCCCAAGUGCCAGCAGAGCCCUUCCAGGUCAACAACCACACCAUCCUGCUGCUCAACAAAAAUCUCACCUGGUUCGAGGCCUUAGAGCAGUGUAGGAACAACAACAUGGACCUGGCAAGCGUGGCCGAUACCUUCCUGCAAGCCACCCUCACUGUGCACGUGAGCCGUGCACGCAAGCCAAUGUGGAUAGGCCUCUUUAGCGAAGACGAUGGGAUCCACUACCGCUGGACGGACCACAGUCACACUGUGUUCAGUCGCUGGUCUUCUGACGUCACCAGUGGCUCGUGUGUCUACCUGGACACCGACGGCUUCUGGAAAGCCACCGAGUGUGAGGAGCAGCUGGGAGGUGCUAUCUGCCACAAACCACAUGAAGACAUCAUCCCCACACCAGAGGAUGUUGCAGCCAAGUGCCCCCAUAAAAUGAAUGGUCCAAACUGGAUCCCCUUCAAGAACAACUGCUACUCCUUCAAGCUGGUCUCCACCAGAUGGGACAAGUUUGACCAAGGACGGGUUCAGGACACCUGCAAGACACUACAUGCAGAUGCAGACAUCCUUACCAUCCGAAAUUCAGAGGAGAACGAGUUUAUUAAGGAGCAACUCGUACCGUUUAAUAACCUGGUCCAAUUUGUAUGGCUGGGGCUGUUCAAAGAUGACAACGAUAACCUGAUGAAGUGGUUUGAUGGCACAAAUGUCCAAUAUUCCAACUGGGCAAAGGGCAGACCAGCUGUGGACCGACCAUUCAUGGCUGGUCUCACCGUUAACGGCAACUGGAUCCUCGUCUCAAACCAAAAGCUAUUCACAGAGUUCAAACAAAUGAGCAUCGUGACCUGCAAACUGGACCUCGAACCAAAGCAGGAGUACAACCUGUCAUCCGCGGAUUUCCGGCAUUACGGCAACUUAAGUUACGAGGUUUUGACCAAAAAACUGAGUUGGCACCAGGCUCUGGAAGAGUGUGGUCAGGGUGGAGGCCACCUGGCAAGUGUCCACGACUUCCAGCACAGUGCACAUGUGAGGCUCAUUGCCAAGACUGACGGCUUCCCACUCUGGAUUGGCCUAUCGAACCAGGAUGUUAGUGACUUGAACUUCGAGUGGUCCGAUGGAACGGGAUUUGACUUCAAAGCCAACAUCUCUGAGGGCUCCAGCUCAGACAAACAGGAGGCCAGCUGUGUCUAUGUUACCACUGCUGGAGCCUGGGUGAGAACCAGCUGCAAUACCUUGUUAGACGGAGCCAUCUGCUACACCACCACCAUCAGCACCCCUUCCCAGAGAGCCAGACUGCAGGUGGCCCCAGAGGCCAAUCACUGCCCUCAAAGCAACGGCAUGUCCAAGUGGGUGCAGCAUCAGGACCACUGCUACGCCUUCGACAUGAGCUUCUACAACUUCAGCGUGUACAGCAUGGAGCAGGCCCGGAGCAUCUGUCAGAGCAUGGAUGCUGAACUACUGACCUUAAAAACCAAAGAAGAGAACGACUUUGUGUCAAACUACAUGUUUAAUGACCCUCUCAUCACCAGUCGAGUAUGGCUCGGCAUGGAGGUCGAUACUCAAGGUAAACCAGUAUCCUGGCAGGAUGGCUCGGUUCUCGAUUACUCUAACUGGAAGUCUAAGGCCUUGGUUACUGGGAAGAAGUCUGAUCCCAACUGUGCCGUCAUGAUGGCAGGAGAAGAGGGAAUCUGGAAACUUGUUAGCUGCAAGGCAAGCCACAGCCGUGUUGUCUGCAAAGCUGAAGCAAAGUCCGGAGGCUCUCCUGUGGCGUUGGGUCUCUUCAUCGUGGUCGUCCUCGCUCUCUUAGGGGCCAUCGGCUUUAUCCUCUAUAAGAAGAGAGGAGCCCGCUUCUCCUCUACCGUACGCUACAAGAGGACCUUUGAUGAGGCAGACGCCACCAGUAUUAUAACAGAAGCUGACUGAGCUUGCUUAAGUAUUCAGCCUCAGGGAGUGUUGAUGUGCCUUGGGUGCAUUUUAAGUACUUUUCAGCAGCAGCAGAUGCAGCCUUCCCCUUUCUUAAAUUAUUUAUUUAUCCCGCUUAAGCCUGCAGACUUUCUACAAUUAUGUGUAAAACUGUAAAUAUAGUUAGAGAAUUCUGGAAAUCUGCCAAUUCAGUUUCUUAAUUUGAGUUAUUUUAGAUCAAGUUGAUCAAGAGUCCCGUGUUAUACCUAAUGUAAAUACUGGGACUGAUGAUCUCUGGUACGUGUUGAUCAUUGACAUUGGAGGUAUUUCUUUAAAAAAAUCUAUUGUGAAAAUUAUUUAAGUUGAUUUACAGAAAUAUUCAUCCCGACACAACACUACCUUUCAGCAACUUUAAAAAACGGGUUAAAUUGCACUGAUGUAUGAGUGACUCCAAACUAUCAGACACAAAACGUGCAUUUAUUAGUUUAUACCGUAUGUGUCGUUACUCAUUCUAUUUCAUUUUUCAUCUUAAAAAGAUUUGAUUUCCAUGUGGUUACAAUUAACAAUACAUUGAGACCAGUCCACCUGAAAAUACAGUAAGAUCUGUUUUUCUUUGGCUUGAGUGUUUAUAGUUUUCCCACAAAGAACGCCCCAUAACUGUACCCGAGCAAAAGGAAGAAACUAAAGACUUGCUCUUAUGUUAAUGUCUAAAUGUAUUUUUACGACAGACAAUGCCGUUGAGUACUUUACAUUGUAUUUUAGGACUUUUGACUGUGACAUUACUGCGACAACUGAUAACCCUCCACCAUAGCAAAUCACAUUAAAACUAUUUGGAUUGAGAGAUUGCACUCUGGUCAAGAAAAUACAUUUUUAUUUUUAGUUGGACUGUCCCUUUUAAAUAAGUAGAUAAAAUUGUGAAUGAUCUCACUGAUUGUGCCUUUAGCAUCAUAACUUCAGAAGAAAUAGGAGGUUAAAGCCACUGGAUAGGGUUAUUUUCAGAGUAUUUGCUGAUGACUUAUUAAUACCUAACAAUAUGUUUUUAGUUGUCAAUACAUAAAUAAUGCAGGAGAGAAAUCUGAUAUUUUAGUCCUGCUGCUUGGUUUUAAAAGUGUAGGACACUGGCUUAGCCUCAUAUUUCUUUGUUUGUAUAAUUUGUCUGUCUAUGUAGAUCUGACUUUCCUAUGCACUUAACUACUGAGCAAGAACGCACUUUAAUAUGUCGUGGAGCUACAGUUCCUAUGUUUAAGCACAAUGGCGUUUGGAGAGUUUUUAGAGACGUUCAAAUUGCACUGUUUUUUUGCUGUGAAUGCUUUGUAAAUACUUUUUAUAACUGAAAAUGAACCAAAGAUGCGCUGAGCUGAAUUAAAGUUCAAAAGCCUGAGCUUUCCUUUCACCUUGAUGAACGGCCUCAAUACGGCUUGUUAACCCUUUCAUAUCAAAUUGUAAACCAAAUGUCAGUGGGUUGUUUUUUUUAUUUCACCACCACUUCCUUAGCAGAUCUAUGAGCUCAAAUCAGGUACAGUUUCCUGCCAAUAAAAUUUCCUGUCUUCAACGA